This is a messenger RNA of Cyclopterus lumpus (lumpfish), 2244 nucleotides long. It is a transcript of the gene pmp22b, whose product is annotated as peripheral myelin protein 22b. Bases 248 to 721 code for a protein of 157 amino acids. Gene Ontology annotation, cellular component: plasma membrane. The transcript is spliced from 5 exons. The record is from RefSeq and is a predicted model, not a curated record. NCBI's taxonomy places the organism in Eukaryota, Metazoa, Chordata, Actinopteri, Perciformes, Cyclopteridae.
AGUGACGCAGCGACGCACGAAGGGCGUUGUUCUCCCAUAAUGAGACACUUUAUAACAGCACGUCAGCCCCGGCGUCAAUCUAGUCUGAGAGCGACGUUUAGAACUGAGGGACUAUCCGCUGUUGGACUCUUUUUGGGAACAACUUGCUUUUGCUUCUUCCUGCCAGCCUGAAACUCUCUUUCUUUCUCACUCUUUUUUUUUGUUGUGUGUGGAAAUACAAGCUCACCGCUCCCAAUCGCCUGAAAAGAUGCUGCUCCUUCUGCUGGGAAUCGUCCUGCUGCACGUCGCUGGUCUGGUUCUCCUGUUUGUGUCAACAAUUGUCAGCGUUUGGACGACAGGGGAAACUGGCUCCUCAGACCUGUGGAUGAACUGCUCCACUGCCAAUGGAGGAUACCACUGUGACCCGGCAACCACUGGAGAGUGGAUCCAGGCGGUCCAGGCCCUCAUGAUCCUUUCCAUCAUCUUCAGCUGCCUGGCUCUCUUCCUCUUCUUCUGCCAGCUCUUCACUUUGCAGAAGGGCGGUCGCUUCUUCCUCACCGGAACCUUCCAGAUCCUCGCCAGUCUGUUCGUGAUGAGCGGCGCCAUCAUCUACACGGUGAUGAGUCCGCAGUGGGUGCCGGGCACCGACGCCUUCGGCUACUCCUACAUCAUGGCGUGGGUGGCCUUCCCUCUGGCGCUGAUCAGCGGACUCAUCUAUGUCAUCUUGAGGAAGCGAGAAUGAGCCACCCGUCACUCCAUCCCAGUGUUCCCAGUAACCCCUCACCCCCCCACACCCCCUCCCUGCCCGACUGCAAGUGUCAUCAGUCCCACUCUGAAGUAAAAAGAAAUAAUAUGUUUUGAUGCCUGAGUACCAACGGCCCCCUAGAGCCACCAGACCAACACAACCAGAUCACAGUGAGGGGUGUGGGGGGGGGGGGCGGGGGGUGGUAAUACCAAAAAACAACAAGCAAACCAACCAAUACUGUCUCAGUUAAAAGAUGUAUAUAGUAUCUAUGGUUUAAAACCUAUUUAUAACACUUUUUACAUAUAUGUACAUAGUCGUCGUGUUGCUCUGUCAAUGGAUCCAUAUGAGCUUUGUUUCAGCUGAUUAAGUGCCUCGAUGUUCGUUCGUAACGAUGAAAUAAUUAGAUGCUAUUUUGUGUCGCAUUUCCUUUUUUUUUUUUUUUCAACCAAAGAAUUACGGAAGAAGAAGAAAAAAAAAAAAAAAAAAAAAAAGAAGAAAGUUUGUUACUUCAAAGUAUUUUAACCAAAAGUGCAUGUAUAGAAAUAGAAGGGAGAGAUGUGUCGAUGGGCUUGCUUUACAAAAAAAAAAAAAAGAAAGACAAAAAGAGUGGUAACAUCCCUGGAUGUGGCCUAGCCGGGAAAAAUAUAGAUUUGGUCCUUUUUUUUUUUUUUUCUAUUUUGUGAAUUUUCAAGUUUUCAGUGUUUUUAUUUUCAGUAUUUUUCUAUUUCUUAUUUUCAACAAAAAGAUGGUGCUAUGUAUUUAUCAUUCCUAUUACCGAUAGCAAUCAUUUACAACAGAGUGACCUUGUUUAGAGUCAAAACAGCCAUUCAUUACAGUGGGAAUCGGACACGCGGUACGCCUGCACGCUUCUUUAGGGAACGCGGUCGGUUUCACAUCGCGGCGUCCGACUUCUCUUCUUCUUCUUCUUCUUCUUCUUCGUCGGCUACUGUAAAGCGAACGACUGAGUUUGGGGUGGUGCACUGAUGAAAACCGAAAAUAGAAUGUCAGUAUUAUUCUGCGGAUUUGUGAAGAGUUGGAUUACAGUGAAAUUAAUUCAUAUCGUCUCUAUUUGAGCUCUUUUUUUGCCUUAAUUGCAGCCCCGUUCCGAUGUUUGUGUUCACCUGGCUGUUAGAAAAAGUCUCAAGAAAAGCCAAAUUGCCUACUUAGUAGAGAAUACCUUAAAGAAAAAUGAACAUAUAACCUCAGAAAAAAAUACCAAAAAUGUAAACAUUUGAUAUUGCCACUCAGUUUGAAGCCAUAUAAGAUAAUUUCAGAUGAUGGGGGGGAAACAUAUGUAGUAUUAACUCUAUGUGUGAUGAAAAGGACAGAGAGGGUCGCAGGUUUCAAACACUUGAAGUUUGACACGCUGCCGUCUCUCUGCCCACUGACGUCCACCAGUUUGUUUUUUUAUUCUUCUUCUGUGUAAAAAAAACGCUGCAUAACAGACGGUGAUGAGAAUCUAGCCUAAAAAAAAACAAGAAAACACUCACUUACUCAAUAAAACUUACUCUCACGUUAUC